AUGCGACGCCGCGCUACCUGCUACUUCCAUGCAACAGGAGUUGCUCUGCACACGCGCCGAGAUGGCGCCCUGUUUCUACUGCCGUCAGUAUUAGACUCCAAGACAUUUGCCAAGCUGGCAAACCGCCAAGGAGCAAAACUGGAACUUCAGCUUUACGAGGAGAUGACGAGAGCCUCACCACACCUACACUCCCGUGCCUUUCUCGACCAGGCGAAGGAGCAGGCAAGAGAACUAUGCUCGCCACUCACUACGCUGCAAAGGGAGGAGGUCGAGUCCACUAUGGCGCAGAAGUACAAGCUCACAGAUGAUCGACUUGUCACCUGCUUAGUUCCCUACCAGCUCGGGGCCAACAUCCUCCUCUCCCGUCUACCUCCCAAGGUCAGGGAGGAAUCUCUCCGGGAAUUGAAGUCUGAAGAAGCAGCCAGGCAGAGUGGGUCUCCUCCUGGACCGAACAAAUGGAUCCAAUGGUAUGAAGCCGACGUUUACGUCUCAACCGGCAAGAAGUACUUGAAGCGCAUCAGCACCCGUCGACAGCGUCGCAUUCCUGUCUUUGCUGUCAUGGGACAUGUAAAUCACGGCAAGACUGCCUUACUCGAUGCCUUGCAGGGGUCGCGCAUCGGUGCUGUAGAGCCUCAUCACAUCACGCAGUCCAUUCGGGCGUUCACGAUACAAAGGCCAGGCGGCGACAACGAUCUCUUUACCUUUAUCGACACUCCGGGGCACCACAUUUUUGUCGAAACUCGGUUUCACGUGCAGCUGAUAGCUGACGUCAUCGCGUUGGUCAUCUCGGUUGCCGAAGGGAUCGGAAGUCAAACUCACGAGACGAUCAAGGUCGCCCUCAACGUUGACAAGCCGGUGAUCGUAGUCUUGAACAAGCUUGAUCUCUUGUCCGACGCGCUCACUGCCGAGAAGGCAGUGCGGCGCAUCCUAGGAGAGCUGUACUAUAUGGGGCUCGACGUGCACCUGUUGCAAAGGGAGAAGGAUGUUGAGGCGUUGGCGACCAAGGCGUCGACCGCUUGUUGCAGUAGCCGCGGCAGCAGUCUCACAGAUUUGCGUCCGCAAGCUGAAUACUUUGCACCAAUGAAGACGGUCGAUCCGGAGUAUAAAGGCAGCAAGCGGCACCCACAAGUGCACCUGCUCCGCAAAAGCUACGGUGUGUGUGUCUCUGCUGAAACCGGAGCUCAUAUUCCCCUCCUGUGGCGCGUUCUGCAGCUUUGUCGAGAUUGUGCACCCCCAACAUGUCUCAGCAAUUCCGUUGGGCACACCGAACACAACGCCGCCGUUCAAGCCGUCGUGUUGGAGUCUUCCAAGCACCUGUUCGAUGAAGAGGGCUUUCGAUUGAACCGCAAGCGCCAGCAGAUCCAGCGGAGCAUCGAUCUGAAGCAGGAGAAACGCUCAAAGGUGUUUGAGCAACGAAGUCCUCGGUCGCGGCUCAACUCCUCAUACAACAGCGGCAAAACGCAGUCCACACGGCAGAAUCGGACCAGCUCGUCGUCCCUGGUAAUCACGGCCAUCGUCCAGGAGGGCGUUCUAACUGAGGGAAUGCACUUUAUCGCCGAUCAGGCGGAGGGUCAGGUACACGCAUUGGUCGACUACUGGGGCAAUCGUGUUGAGAAGGCGUACCCCGGGAUGGCCGUUACGCUUAUCGACAAGAACAGCAUGAGCGGGUGCCCCGGCGCCGGAAUCCAUGUGCUGUCCAUGACGGACCUCGCUUCGCGCGUGCGCGUUCAAGCGUAUCGCCAACGGCUGCAGUGGUACGCUGAGAUUUUUACGACAAAGCUGCACUACCUCCGCCCACGGGGGAUGGACGUGUCUUUCGCUCAUCUGGGUGACUACGGUCAACUCGGCAUCACCGACUCGCUUGAAUGCCAACUGCUGUACGGACCGCCGCAAAAGCCCUCCGAGGAGCAGAGGGGACCGGAGGCGCUACCCCCAGGGGCCUCGGCGAGCGAUGAGUCCAUUGGCGCGUACCUCGCGGCGAGGAAUCGAGAGUCUGAAUCAAACGCUCUCCAAGCUUCCUCGGUGGGGUCUGUUGCACUCCCGGACGGCGCAACGAAGCGCUUGACGCAGGGAAUCAUGAGCGAAGACGAUGAAGAGGUGCUCAAGGCUACGUGGCAGAGUGCGCAGCUGCAGCGGCAGAUCACAUCCCAAAAGGAAUACGAGGAGCACGUUGCACAGUGUGUCCAGGUGGGUGUCUUAAUCAAGGUAGAUUCAUGGCACACCGCCCGCAUGCUACACCGCGAAAUCUCUCGUCUCGGCACGCGCAAGGUUUAUUUUCAAGUCGUCGGCGCGCGUUUCGGGCCUCUGCAGGUGAGCGACAUCAUUUACUUCAUGCAGGCGGUGAAGGUCAUUGUGUGCUUCCGUACGCCUCUUUCUGCGUCCAGCGACCUGGACAGCUACAUCGAGAACGCCAACGUGUGGGUGCUCCAGACCGAUCACUUCUCCGACGUGGUUCUCUUCAUGAAGUGGUGCGCGGUGGCGAUGCACAAGGAGAAGGUGCUCGAUGAAAUUGACGGCGACGAGUCGGGCCCUCGUCCUCGAAUUGUUGUGGACUCGAAGAAGCCGGAGGCGGACAGCGGGGGUCCGAAGGGAUCUAAGUCGCAGAGGCAAAGGCUUCUCCUGUACGAUGACGACGACGAUGACGAGUUUUGGAGCACGUAG
Messenger RNA from Leishmania mexicana MHOM/GT/2001/U1103, 2661 nucleotides. RefSeq names its product putative translation initiation factor IF-2. Gene Ontology annotation, molecular function: GTP binding; GTPase activity. The record is from RefSeq and is a predicted model, not a curated record. The transcript has a single exon. NCBI's taxonomy places the organism in Eukaryota, Euglenozoa, Kinetoplastea, Trypanosomatida, Trypanosomatidae. The coding region runs from base 1 to 2661 and encodes 886 amino acids.